Molecule: messenger RNA, 1324 nt
Organism: Pseudopipra pipra
Lineage: Eukaryota; Metazoa; Chordata; Aves; Passeriformes; Pipridae
Gene: CENATAC
Product: centrosomal AT-AC splicing factor
Exons: 8
Coding region: 16-1071 (351 amino acids)
Source: RefSeq, a predicted model, not a curated record
UGCCCCUCUCUGGACAUGAGAUACAGGCCGCAGAGACACAGGCGGCUGCCAGCGCGGUGUGCGGGGCCCGCAGCGCUGGAUGGCAGCACUGAGGCGGCUCGGCUGCGCUCCGAGGGCCGGCUCUGCCGCCGCGCCUGCGCCCGCGGCUCCGCGCCAUGGCCGUGCACUACUGCGGGCUGUGCCGCCGCACGGCCUUCACGGGCCGCCGGCACCGCUACAGCGCGGGGCACCGCCGUCGCCUGCGGGACGCGCUGGUCCGGCUGCAGGAGGCGGCGGCGGCGGCGCGGGCGGCGGCGGCCGAUGUGGGCUCUGCCGUGCGGCCCUACGACCCGGCGGAGCACGAUGGGCGCGUCUGGUGCCCGUGCUGCGGGCGCGGCGUGCGGCGGGACGGGCGGCGCGGGGGGCUGGCGCUGCCGCAGGCCGGGCUGCUGCGGCAUCUGGCCGGGCCCGAGCACCGGCGGGAGACGGCGCGGUUCUGGCGGGAGAACCGGGCGGAGGCGGCGCUGCGGGAGCGGUGCCUGGUGCCGACCGAGGAGUACGAGCAGUUCGCGCGGGCGCUGGAGCGGGCGCUGGCCGAGCACCAGCAGCGGGAGGAGGAGCGGAUCCGCCAGAUGGCGGCCGACAUCCGGGAGGCCGAGCGCCGGCAGCGGGAGACGGUGCAGGCGGCGCUCCAGAGACACCUCUCACGAUGCAGAGCAGCCCGGCCUGAGCGGGACGCAGACAGGACCUGACUUAUCCUGGAUGGAAGCAGGACAGGCUCUGACCUUCAUUGGCCACCAGGAAACAGAAGGAAAAGGAAAUGUCCACACAGGAGCAAAACCUCCAUGGCUAACAGAAGAAGAGGAUGGAACCAAACAAGAGAUUGGACCUUCCUAUGAGGAAUUUCUCAGACAAAAGGAGAAGCAGAAGCUGAAAAAGCUCCCAGCGGAACGUGUUGGUGCCAACUUUGACCAUACCUCUCAGACAAGCGACAGCUGGCUUCCUUCCUUCGGGCGGGUUUGGAAUCACGGCAGGAGGUGGCAAUCCAGGCACCAGUUUAGAACUGAAUCAGGGGGAAAGAAGAAAAGGUGAUCAGAUGAAAAACACCAAAGAUGCAGCUCUGUUGUGGAAAGCUGGACUGUAGGUAGUUGUGCUUGGUCCCCUGAAGGCAAGGUGACCUCAGUACUGUUACAUGUCCUGCCAGUAAGGACAGGCUACUGCAGAUGCUGUAUCUUCAUUAUCAGAAAGCCUGUUUUAUACAACAAGUGCUGCCAGUGGCCUAAGCUGACAUGGAGCAUGACAUCCCAUUAACGAAUUUUUUGAGAAAUAAAGUUUUUUUUUAAAA